AUGGCACCUCCUUUGAAGUGCCACGGCACGUUGAUCAGCGACCUGAGCGAAAAGGGUUCGGGCGCUCGGAUCCGCUGGCCAGCCAACGCUCGGCUUCUCAUGUACGCACAUCUCGCACGCCACAAACUACACCUCGGAAAUUGCCAGAACCACCGCUUCUCUGAGCUUGUCAAAUCACUCGACCUGGACCACGGCGUCGAGUUCAACACAGCGGUUCAUCCGCGGCUCCAGAGCGCGCUCAAGUAUUCCCUUGAAUCUCUCAGUAAGAUGGGGCAUGUUGAGCUGUCAAGGGGAUCACAGAGACGCCAUGUCGCAAUUUGGGAGCCGCACACCGACGAAUGGGCAAAGCCCGGCUGGGACGGAAGCCUGGGCGGCCCGGAGAACGAGGAAUCUGACUCUGGCGACGAGAUGAGUCUUGACAUCGAGUACACGCAGCCAGUCCAGCUUUCCUCGCCAGAGUUUCAACUAGCGGCUCAAAAUCAGGUGGCGAAUACACCAGGGAACUUCCCCGAGACCACGCAGCAGUCCCCACCUUCCUCGUCUGAGUUUCAACCAGCAGCUCAACUCCGGAGAUUGACAUCGAGUGGCAGAAAAGAAAGAAUGAAUACGCCAGCAAACGUCCCGAAGCCCAGCCAGCAAUUCCAAUCUUCCUCAUCAGAGCUUCAGCUCGCAGCUCAAACCCAGAGGUUAGCAUCAAAUGACCAAAGAGACAGGAUGAAUGUACCACCAGGAAACUUCAGAGGACCUGUCAUGUUGCCCAGCCACCCCAAGACCGCGGCACCUCAGACGGGUCACCCAACCGUCCGAGUUGGCUCAGAAGCCAUCUAG
Molecule: messenger RNA, 828 nt
Organism: Colletotrichum gloeosporioides
Lineage: Eukaryota; Fungi; Ascomycota; Sordariomycetes; Glomerellales; Glomerellaceae
Exons: 5
Coding region: 1-828 (275 amino acids)
Source: RefSeq, a predicted model, not a curated record